AUGAGCACUUUUAACUACAAGGAUUUGAUUAGAGACAAGAAGGAAGGCAAGCAAUUGACAAAGGAAUAGAUCUUUGCUUGGGUUGAAGGAGUCACAAACAAGACCAUGCCUGAAUACUAAUUAAGUGCCUUAUUAAUGGCAAUCUACUUCAAGGGUAUGACUAUUGAAGAGAGAGGUUAUUUGACUCAAGCUAUGGCUUCCUCUGGUAAGAGAAUGAACUACAGAGACAUUCCCGGCAGAAAAGUUGACAAGCAUUCAUCUGGUGGUAUUGGUGAUAAGACUUCUAUCAUUCUUGUUCCCUUAAUGAUGGAAUUAGGCGUUAAAACUCCCAUGGUUAGUGGUAGAGGUUUAGGUCACACUGGUGGUACUACUGACAAAUUAGAAGCUAUUCCAGGAUUCUUGGUUGGAAUUUCUUUCGAAAAGAUGAAAGAAAUGAUGUAAAGCAUCGGUUGCUUCAUGGGUACUCAAACUGCCGAUAUUGCUCCUGCUGAUAAGGUCAUUUACGGAAUGAGAGACGUUACUGAAACUGUAGACGAAAUCUCUCUCAUUACUGCUUCCAUUCUCUCCAAGAAAUUCACUGAAGACCUCGAUGCUUUGGUUAUGGAUGUUAAAUGUGGUCCUUCUGCAUUCAUGAGAACUAUUGAAAAGGCUACUGAAUUGGCUGAUAGUAUUAAGAGAACAUGCGAAUCUACUGGAACUCAAUGCAAAGCUUGCAUCACUAGAAUGGAUUUCCCCUUGGGUGAACACAUUGGUAAUGCUAAUGAAAUUUACGAAUGCAUUAUUGCUUUUGACACUAAGAGCGAAUACUGCAACUCAGUUAGAAGACUCUAAUUCUGCAAGAACACUCCUGGUCUUGUUAAAUUUGAAAACGGAGUUCAAAGUGCUGUUGAUGUCUUAGUUAUCAUUACCUUUGUCCUUGCUCUCCAAAUGUACUUAGUUAGCGGACUUGAAAGUGAUGAAUUAAAGGGCUUUGAAGCUGUUAAAAAGGCCUGGUUAAGUGGAAAUUUGCACAAGCAUUUUGAUUAACUUUGCGCUUUACAAGGUGGUUCAGUUGAUAAAUUCUUAGCUCACUAUAAACUCAUCUAAGAUUAACUCGAUAAGCCUGAAUAAAGUGGUAAAGUUAUCACUAUCACUGCUCCUAAAGACGGUAAAUUAGUAAAAGUUGAUGGUGUUGCAAUUGGUAAUUUGAUGGUUGACUUAAAUGCUGGUAGAAAGGUCUUUGGUGAACCUAUCAACCAUGAUGUAUCUAUGUAAUGGUAUCCCUACCCCAACUAACAAAUAAAGAAAGGUGACGUUAUCUGUAAAAUCUAUCACCCUGAUUUCGUAAAGAAGAACGACCACACAUUUACUUUCAAGGCUGAUCAACAUUUCUGCUCAACCGUAACUAAGAGAGUUCAUGAUACUUUAAUUUAUUCUGAAGAUCCUAACUACACUUAUAGCGAACCUUUAGUUUAUAACGUUUUGUGA
Tetrahymena thermophila SB210 is the source of this 1467-nucleotide messenger RNA. Its product is annotated as pyrimidine-nucleoside phosphorylase. Gene Ontology annotation, molecular function: pentosyltransferase activity; 1,4-alpha-oligoglucan phosphorylase activity. Lineage: Eukaryota; Ciliophora; Oligohymenophorea; Hymenostomatida; Tetrahymenidae. Gene Ontology annotation, biological process: pyrimidine nucleobase metabolic process; pyrimidine nucleoside metabolic process. The record is from RefSeq and is a predicted model, not a curated record. Gene Ontology annotation, cellular component: cytosol. The transcript has 2 exons.